AUUGCUGUCCCCUGUGGCUCCCUCCCCAGCCUCCACCCCCUCCUGCAGCCACAUUGCCCUCUGGCUUCUUCCUGCAGCCACCGGCACAGGCAGGCGGUGGCUAAUCUCUGCUCUGGGGCUGCGGAACCCCAUCCAGGGCCCACAGUCCUCCUCUCCUGGCCUCACCUCCUGGCCCUGCAGUUGAAUGAGAGCUGGCUGCUGAGGCUCACCUCCCCUAGGAAGCUGGGGAGAUCUGCAGUACUGUGUGGGUAAUCCUGGAGCUGGAAAGCCGCAGGAGAGUGAGGUGCUGGCUGUCACUCAGGCCCGGUCCCUGGCGCUCCCUACUGGCCUCCCUGAGCUGCAUCUCCUGUGUCCUCAUCAACUGUUGUCUGUCAAGUACUCACAGGCACAGGAAGACAGGAAGGAAGUCACCCUUCAGAUAGCAGAUUGUCCUGGUCCCCGGGUACAGAAAGCUGGGAUCACUCAGACCAACAACUCUGUCGGGAAGAAUGCAGUCCCCAGGGAAGUCCCCGCUGUGGCUGGUGCUCCUGGUCAUGUGUUUCUCCAGGGCGCUGAGCUUGGACCUGGAGUUCAUGACGCGUCCUUUGGUGCUACGUGAACGGGAUUUUCUAAGUGUGGAGCUGCGGAGGCCAAGGCGCGCUGCUGCCCUGAGUGGCCCUGGGGUGGGUGAGCACACGGUGGACGUCGAGAUCAGCUUUGAGAACGUGUCCUUCAUGGAGUCUUUCAAAACUCAGCUUCACGGCCUCAGCUUUCCAAUUCAAGUAAAUGACAACAGCCUAGCGACUGAGAUUCUGAGCAUAGAUGUGACAACAGUCUGCACACCCAUCAGAAAUGAAAUCUGGUGCUCCUGUGAGUCAGGCUACGAGUGGCCUCAGGAAAGGUGCCUCCACAGUGCUGUCUGUCAGGAACACAGCAGUGCCCCCUCAGGGAACCCCUGCAACUGUCUGAAAGGACUCCCUCCCGAGGGACCUUUCUGCCAGCCCCCAAAAGUUCUUACCCUGAAAAUGAAAGUCAGACUGAACGUGGGUUUUCAGGAAGACCUCCGGAACACAUCCUCUGCCCUCUACCGAUCCUAUAAGACUGACCUGGAAAGAGCGUUCUGGGAAGGCUACAGGAUUUUACCAGGCUUCAGAUCAGCAGCUGUGACAGAGUUCACCAAUGGCAGUGUGAUUGUGAACUUUGAAGUCAAGACUACCACGCUCCCCCCUGGGCGAAUCCAAAAGGCCAACGAGCAGGUGCUGCAGAGCCUCAACCAGACCUACAAAGUAGAUGAAAGCUCCUUUCAAGGGAUGAACAAUGAAACCAAGAUAUCCACCAUCCCCGCAGUCUUCUUUGAAGGGGACACAGUGAUACUAGAGUGUGAAAAUGAGGUGCUGUCCUCCAACGUGUCCUGGAUCUUCAACCUCUCCACGCUCCAGAACAGCAGCAGAUACUCCAUCUACACCACUGUGCAGCUGACCUCCGUGUCCCGGCUCACCAUCACCAACUUCACCCGGGACGACGAGGGUGUCUACACUUGCAAACUGGUCAUGGAUAUUUUUGAAUUUGAGAAUGAAAAAUACAUAAAUAUGACACCCAUGCAGAUUUUGGCAAAUGACACGGUGGAAGUGAAGUGUGACGACAGUCCUGUGUCGCUGAGCUGCUGCAGUGAGAACAAAGUGAACUGGAGCACAAUAGAGUGGAGCCCAGAAGGCAGCGUGAGCAUCCCAGGACACGAGGACCAGGACCUGGACUCCGGCUGCAGCAGGUACAUCCUGCAGGCCAACAGGACCCAGUGCCCAGCGACGGUCACCUACACGUGCGAGUUUGUCAGCAGCCACGGAGCCAGGGGCAGCAAGGCCAUAGAAGUGACAUUCAUCCCCGUGGGAGAUAAUUCCACCCACAAAGGGGAAAUGCACGAGCUCUCGAGGCACACGACGGAAGGCAAUACAGUUCAAAGUGCCACCAGCAGCAGCCUAGCAACCCAGGAAUCCCGGGAGCAGCCAGGUACCCUCUUGAGACACACGCCGGAAGGGAGUACAGUUCAAAGUGCCACCAGCAGCAGCCUAGCAACCCAGAAAUCCCGGGAGCAGCCAGCCAAACUGACAAUAAUUCCAGACCGAGUUUCUGUUUCUGAGGGACAAAACUUUUCUAUAAAAUGCACCAGCAAUGUUCACAGCUAUGAUGAAGUGUAUUGGAGCACUUCUGCUGGAAUUAAGAUACAUAAAAGGUUCUACGCCACAAGGCAGCAUCCUUACGGAACUGAGUCGGUGCUGACAGUGGAGACGGUGACCAGGGAGUGGAAUGGAACAUACCGCUGCGUAUUCAGAUACAAGAACACAUACCACGAGGCCACCAAAGAUGUCACUGUUCACCCGCUGCCUCUGGAGCCAAACAUCAUGGUUGAUCCUUUGGAAGCCAGCGGUUUGUGCACGGAUUCUCAUCACUUCAGGUGCUGUGUAGAGGAGGACGAGGACUACAAAGUAAUGUUCCAAAUGGAAUCUUUCUUCUUUCCUGCUGCCAAAGAAGUGAAGGGAAAGCAAGUGUGCUACAAGUACAGCUCCACGGCGAAGUCCGUUUCCCAGUGUCCCAAAAACCUCGACGUGUUCUGCCACUUUACAAACGCUGCCAACACUUCAGUCCGCAGCUCUCCGAUGAAGCUCACACUGGUUCCCGGGGAGAACAUCACGUGCAGAGACCCUGCCAUCGGAGUGGGGGAGCCUGGGAAAGUCAUCCAGAAGUUGUGCCGGUUCUCGGACAUUCCCGGGAGCCCUAACAGCGACACUGGUGGGACUGUCACUUACAAAUGUGUGGGCUCCCGGUGGAAGGAGGAGAGGAAAGGCUGCAUCUCUGCUCCCAUCAAUGGUCUGCUCCGGCUGGCAGAGGCUUUGAUCAAGAGCCCCUCUCCGGACCAGAAUCUCCCCACGUACCUGAAGAAUCUUUCCGUCAGCACAGGCAGCGAGGAGCAAGAGAUUCGAUCGUCCCCUGGGAGCCUGGGUGCCAUCAUCAACAUCCUUGACUUGCUCUCAACAGUUUCAUCCCACGUGAAUCCAGAGAUGAUGAAGGACGUGCUGGCCACUGUGAACAUCAUCCUGGGCAAGUCCGUCCUGAAGACCUGGGAGGCCCUGCAGCAGAACCAGACCAGCCAGAGCUCACAGCUGCUGCAUUCGGUGGAGCGGUUUUCCAAAGCCCUGCAGCCAGGAGACAGCACCUUUGCCUUCCUCCGCCACCCCAAUGUGCAGAUGGGGAGCAUGGCCGUCAGACCCGGAAAUGCCCACAUCUACCAGCAGAACUUCCACUUCCCAAAUGCCGACCUCUGGGGCAAUGUGACCAUCGGAAAGCAUCAGCUGGGAAACCUGAACCCAGAGGCAUUGGUUGUCACCAUGGCUUUCCCAACUCUGAAAGCUAUCCUUGCACUGGAUGCUCAGAAAAAGCCUUUUGCAAACAGUUUAGUGAUGACCACCACGGUCAGCCACGACAUCACCCCGCCCUUCGAUAUCUCCAUGACUUUCAAAAACAACCACGGGGCAGGAGGGCAGAUAAUGUGCGUCUUCUGGAACUUCAGCCUCUCCAACCACACCGGAGGCUGGGACAGCCGCGGGUGCCGUGUAAACAGCGUCGACAGGGACAGUGUCUCCUGCACCUGUGACCACCUGACAUCCUUCUCUAUCCUCAUGUCCCCGGAUUCCCCGGACCGGGGUUCCCUUCUGGAAAUCCUGCUGGAUAUCAUUUCCUAUAUCGGGCUAGGCUUCUCCAUCCUGAGUUUAGCGGCCUGCCUCGUUGUGGAAGCCCUGGUGUGGAAAUCAGUGACCAAGAACCGGACAUCCUACACGCGCCACGUCUGCAUCGUGAACAUCGCCGCCUCGCUGCUGUUUGCAGACGCCUGGUUCAUCGUGGCGGCCGCCAUCCAGGAGCACCACUACCUGCUCAACGACACAGCCUGCGUGUCUGCCACCUUCUUCAUCCACUUCUUCUACCUCAGCGUGUUCUUCUGGAUGCUGACGCUGGGUCUCAUGCUCUUCUAUCGUUUGGUUUUCAUCCUGCACGAUGCAAGCAAGUCCAUGCAAAAAGCCGUCGCCUUCUCUCUUGGGUACGGCUGCCCCUUGGUCAUCUCGGUCAUCACGGUGGCGGCCACCCAGCCACGGGAGGUCUACACGAGGAAGAACGCCUGCUGGCUCAACUGGGAUGACACCAAGGCCCUGCUGGCUUUUGUCAUCCCCGCGCUGAUUAUUGUCGUGGUGAACAUGACUAUCACCGUCGUGGUCAUCACCAAGAUCCUGAGACCGUCCAUCGGGGACAAGCCCAACAAGCAGGAGAAGAACAGCUUGUUUCAGAUCAGCAAGAGCAUCGGGGUCCUCACCCCACUCCUGGGGCUCACUUGGGGUUUCGGUCUAGCCACCGUGUUCCAGGGGAGCAGUGCGGUGUUCCAUAUCAUCUUUACCUUGCUCAAUGCCUUCCAGGGACUAUUCAUUCUACUUUUUGGCUGCCUCUGGGAUCAGAAGGUGCAGGAAGCCUUGCUGAACAAGUUCCUGCUGUCCAGACGAUCUUCCCAGCACUCCAAGUCUACGUCCUUGGGUUCCACCACUCCCGUGUUCUCCAUGAGCUCCCCGAUAUCGAGAAGAUUUAACAACCUUUUCGGUAAAACAGGAACAUACAAUGUGUCCACUCCAGAAACAACCAGCUCAUCAGUGGAAAACUCGUCCAGUGCUUAUUCACUGCUCCGCUAAGCACUGAGAACUGCAGCCACGUGGCCUCUUGGAGACAGGGGACACCUCUGAGAAGAGCCCCGGGCAGAGCCCCGGGAUGCUCUCUGCAGGUGCCUGGGGCAGACGCUGAAGAGACUUUUUCACCAAGACAAUUUCUUCUGUAAAGACAGAGGGAAAGGCAUUGUCAUGUCUGCUUCUGCUCCCUACCCACCCCUCCUGGGACGCACAGUGUGUAUAGUAUUUAAGGGAACCGUCAGGCCCAGCUUCUGUCUAUACUGUAAUAUAGAGUUCUAAAGAGACAUUUUCAGUACUUCCCAUUGGCAACAAAGAUAAGCUUUGAUUAAAAUAAUAAGUAAAAAUCUAGCGCCUAGGAAAUACUUCAGUGAAGGAGGGGAGGGAGGAAGGGUCGGGAGUAGAGAAGGAAGGGCAGAAAGAAGGAAAGGAAAGAAGGGAAAGAAAGAAGAAAAAGGGAGGAAGGACAAGAGGAAGGGGAGGAAGGAGGGAAGGAAGGAGAAGAAAGGAAAAAAUGGAAAGGAAAAAGAAUAAAGAAAAGCCACACUGAGGACUGUGUUUUAAGAUUUUCAUGCUAAUUAUCUAAUAUAAUUGCUCAGAAACUACAACACUGAGAGUAGAAAAAAUGCCUCCCAAAUGACUCUCACUGAAAGUAAGCCAUGAGGGAAUGAGUUCCUAAUAGUUCCUAACUAAGAAGAAGGAAGAGGAGGAGGAGGAUGAGGACCAGGAGGAGGAUGAGGAGAAAGAGGAAGACGAGGAGGAGGAGGAUGAGGAUGAGGAGGAAGAGGAGGAUGAGGAGGAGGAGGACAAGGAGGAGGAGGAGAAGAAGAAGAGGAAGAAGAAGAAGGAGAAGAAGGAAAAAAGACUGGAAAAAUAGAGGAAAGCACACCCUUGAAUGGAUAAUAUUUAACAGUGACACCCCAAGGACAUGUGAUUCCUUAGCACCAGUCAAACUUUGGGGCCCUGCUCACAGAGACCUGAUCCAGGGGACUGAGCAGAGAUGGUGCUUCUGUGCUGAGUCCCCAGUGACCCCGCCAUGAUUGACAUCUUUACAGUGCAUCCAAAUAAGCCUCAUGUUUUAUUCUGGUCUAUGUUUUGAAAACAAAAUGUUAUGUAUUUUUAUGCCCAGAAAUUGACAAAUUUGACACAGCAUCCUGAAGACAGUCUCCGCCUGGCUGGCACAGCACAGCUCUCGGAGAACCUCAUACCGUGUCCACUGCUGUGGCUGUUACGUCACUGUGCAUAUGAUGGUCCUGGGUGUGCUGUGUAGCCUGUUGUGAACAUUUCUCUCUGACUUCACGUCCCCAGGCCAUUACACUUUAAGAAUUCUA
Cavia porcellus (domestic guinea pig) is the source of this 6028-nucleotide messenger RNA. RefSeq names its product adhesion G protein-coupled receptor F5 (gene Adgrf5). NCBI's taxonomy places the organism in Eukaryota, Metazoa, Chordata, Mammalia, Rodentia, Caviidae. Gene Ontology annotation, cellular component: membrane; cytoplasmic vesicle. The transcript is spliced from 23 exons. The record is from RefSeq and is a predicted model, not a curated record. Gene Ontology annotation, biological process: energy reserve metabolic process; regulation of lipid metabolic process; fat cell differentiation. Gene Ontology annotation, molecular function: G protein-coupled receptor activity. Bases 489 to 4706 code for a protein of 1405 amino acids.